Nematostella vectensis (starlet sea anemone) is the source of this 2784-nucleotide messenger RNA. Its product is annotated as monocarboxylate transporter 10. Lineage: Eukaryota; Metazoa; Cnidaria; Anthozoa; Actiniaria; Edwardsiidae. The transcript has 5 exons. The coding region runs from base 158 to 1753 and encodes 531 amino acids. Gene Ontology annotation, molecular function: monocarboxylic acid transmembrane transporter activity. The record is from RefSeq and is a predicted model, not a curated record. Gene Ontology annotation, biological process: transmembrane transport.
ACGUAACAUCAGAAAUAAUUUGUAACAUCAGGAAAAAUUUUCCUAGCCGCUUGCGCUCGCCGACCGCUCGCGUGACAGUAUUAACACUUCGGCAUAUUCCCUUGUGCCUGCUUUAACACCAUUAAUAUACCCAAAAGACCUCACGAAAGCUAAAAAGAUGACGAAACAAAAUCGGAAGGAGAAUAAGUCGGACAAGAUAGACUUUUUAGAGCAGGACCCGUUACCCGAGGGUGGCUGGGGAUGGCUUGUUUGUCUUGCAGGAUUUAUAGCACAGUUCACAAUACUUGGAAUACAGAACAACACCGGAAUUCUAUACACUACUUUGCUUACAGAAUUUAAGGGAAAUAAGGGUGACACAGCAUGGGUACUCUCCAUUGGCCUCGGUAUGAUGUUCCUGUUCUGUCCAAUCACGUCAGCCUUGUGCGAGCGCGUUGGAUGCCGGGUGGUCGCGGUGGUCGGUGGUUUGCUAGGGGUUCUGGGAUUCCUGUUGUCGUCCUUCGUCAAAGAUCUGUACAUUUUAUACGUUACGUUCGGCGUUCUCUGGGGGAUAGGGUCGAGCAUGUGUUACCUUCCGACGUUGCGGGCGCUACCCUAUUGGUUUAGAAGGCGCAUCAGUCUCACUAACGGGAUCGUAACCGCGGGAAGCGGGUUCGGGACCAUCGCCAUGGGGCCUCUGAUGCAACUCACAGUUACGUACCUCGGAUGGGCCCAUACAACAAGGAUCCUAGCCGGGGUCCUUUUACUAUGUGCCAUCUCGGCCCUGCUCUAUCGCGUCCCUCCAAAGAGCCCUAUCGAGAUGAAGAUGGCGGAAGAGAAAAGGCACGAGAAGAGACCGUUUUUUGAUUUUGCGGUUUUGAAGAACAAGGCGUUCCUCGUCUGGUCUGUCUCGCUUGGAAUCUUUAUGAUGGGGUAUUUCGUGCCAUUUGUUCAUUUGCCCGCGUACGCAUUGGAGUGUGGAAUUCCCAUUUCCAAGUCCUCGACCCUCGUCGGAAUGAUGUCCAUCGGAUCGACAUUCGGUCGGCUCUUCUUCGGCAAAGUUUGCGACCACCCGAAGGUUAAUCGACUAUACAUAUUCCAGAUGGCGUUCUUAAUCAUCGGUAUUGCACAUACGUUGAGUACGCUGACCACUAGUUACGUGGGCUUCGUCCUGUACAUGAUCGUGUUCGGCAUCUUUGACGGCUGUUUCGUGGUACUGUUGGGGGUCCUGUGUGCGGAUAUUGUAGGAUUGGACAAGGUCGCCGAGGGAAUGGGUGUGCAAUUCUUCUUCAUGGCGAUCACGUGCACUGCUGGGCCCCCUCUAGCUGGUGUCAUCUACGACCUUUCCAGUUCCUACCAGAUCGCCUUUUACGCAGCCGGCGCAUGCGCAACACUCUCCUGCUGCCUGCUUUUCCUCGUCCCAGUCCUCAUGCCCUUGGAUGUGGUAGACUCGCACGAGGCUGUUGAAGUGCGCAUGCGCUCCGGAAGUGACGAAAGCAAUGAGACCAUGAUGGACAGUUUACGAUCGCCAACGAUACGUGAUAAAAGUUUAGAGUGCAAAAGAGCUCUAAUGGACGAUACCGGACACGUGUUGCUGAGAUCUGGGGCCCAGCGACCUGUUGCCAAUAGCAACCGGGACUCGUAUAUCGACCGGUAUUUUGAUAUCCCGAAACGAGCGAGCUGCGCGAGUUUGCUCGGGCCAGGAGGGCCCUAUGGAAUGGCGGUUAGCCAUAACUCAGAAAUGUUAGUGGUCGUAGAACGCAUGACACAAGUCUGAAUACCGCGGACAGAACUAAAGUGACAGUGGUGGUAUUGACAACGAGUAGGACAAUUUUAUAGAUCCAAAAUAGGACGGGGACGCAAAGAACGACUAUCAAAAUCAUGCCGAAAUCGAAAAAAACAAAACAACAUAAAACCAUGAACGAUAAAGAUGUAAGGAAGACCAAGAAACAAAGAUACCACGAUUCCUAGGACCUUUUUCAAGCAAAAGGAGUAAAACAUUGGUAGAAAUAUUAUAAACAUACACCAUGCCAUUUCUAAUAAGCAGACUAGACACUGUUCCAACCAGGAAAGACACACAGUUUUGGUGUUACUCUAGAUUUACCUGUGCCCUCGAGCCAACCCACAGAAACUCGGACGAGGGUAAAUAGGUAGAGAAGCAUGAUUGGAGACCAAGCGUGCUAUGCGGUCGCCCAUGCACUCGGUCGGUUCGAAUCCGUGAGUGUAUUUUAAAAAUUUGACCUGAUUAAGGCGGGCGUGAGCCAAGUGACCUUUCCCGUGUGUUGUUGUUAAAUUUUGUCGUAAGCGUUUACUAGGUGUUUCAACGUAUAAAUUAGCCAUGUUUUAGGUUCGGUUGGUUUGCGGCCGUUUAAUCGGUAACGAGCAGCAAAAAUGACAUCGCUAUAAUCUCUGCACUAAAAUCACCGAGAUAACUUUUGCAAGCAGAACAAUUUAGGUGCCAUUUAUAUAACUUACGUUCAUUUAUUCAUACGUUAUUCGAUUGUUCUUUUAUGGUGUUGUUUUCACGGAGGGAUUUGAUGAGGGGCUAUGUUUUGUGGACGAUAAAUAUUUAUAGGAAAGAUAAGAAUUUAACUAUAUACCAGGUAUCUUAAAUUGCUGAUUUCGUAAUAUGCAGUAAACGUUGAAACAAAUGGAAUCAUCUUUACAAUCACAAAUGAAAAUUAUGGAACGUUCGGGGCAUCUGUUAGGCCAAACAGUGCCAAAAAAGUGAUAGAGUACAUAUAUGCCAACUUUUGUCUGGCAGAGUUUUUAAAUUAUUGGAAAAAAUAAAGUUUAGAUUCGUAUUUA